CUGGACUGAUUUUCCUUCAACUUCAUUGCCUGUUGAAAAUUUGUUCUUUUUUUUUUCUCUCCAAACUCAAUUUGGGGAAUUGGGUUGUUUUCAAAAUCGUCAAUUUUGGGUUUUUAGAUGAAGGAUGUUGAUAUUCAAAGUUGGUUUAUUAUAAUGUAAAUACGAAAAAGAAAGAAAAAAAGAUGUCGUUUUAUAUUGGUCAUGAGGCUCCAAAGCUGUGGAGGAGAAUUUGUGUAGAGACAACAACAGAGAUUAAUCUUCUUGCCGAGAAUUGGAAGUAUAUUCUUGGUGGAUUAAUAUUUCAGUACAUCCAUGGACUUGGUGCUCGUGGGGUUCAUUACUUACAUCGACCUGGACCAACUCUUCAGGACGCUGGCUACUUUCUUCUUCCGGAGCUUGGGUCAGACAAUGCUUAUAUAAGCGAAACUGUAUUCACUACCAUUUUUCUAUCUUUUGUCUUGUGGACAUUCCAUCCUUUCAUUUUUAAGACCAAAAAGAUCUAUACGGUUCUGAUAUGGUGCAGGGUCCUGACAUUCUUAGUUGCUUGUCAAUUUCUUCGGAUGUUAACAUUCUAUUCUACACAGCUUCCUGGUCCAAAUUAUCACUGCCGUGAGGGUUCAAAGCUUGCCACACUUCCUCGGCCUGAUAAUGUUUUAGAAGUUCUACUACUUAAUUUUCCUCGGGGCUUACUUUAUGGUUGUGGUGAUUUGAUAUUUUCAUCGCAUAUGAUAUUCUCCCUAGUCUUUGUGCGGACGUAUCAGAAAUAUGGCACACGAAGGUUUGUAAAGCAAUGUGCUUGGAUAGCUGUUAUUGCUCAGAGCUUUUUAAUUGUUGCAUCGCGUAAACAUUACACUGUAGACGUUGUUGUGGCAUGGUACACUGUUAAUCUAGUAGUGUUCUUCGUUGACAAAAAAUUACCAGAACUGCCUGACCGCACUAGUGCAGCCUCAUUGCUACCGGUAAGCAAGGAUAGCAAGACUAAAGAAGAGAAUCACAAACUUCUGAACGGAAACGCAGAUCCUGAAGAUUGGAGGCCUAGAACACAAAUCAACGGGAUGAUCAUGGAAGAUGGUAACGCGGUCCAUGUUGAAGCAGCAACAAAUGGUGUAUAGACAGUAAAAUGCAUAGAGCGCAACUAACUGAACCUGGUUGACGCACUGCUGUUCAAUGU
This is a messenger RNA of Solanum stenotomum, 1171 nucleotides long. Its product is annotated as phosphatidylinositol:ceramide inositolphosphotransferase 1-like. The record is from RefSeq and is a predicted model, not a curated record. Lineage: Eukaryota; Viridiplantae; Streptophyta; Magnoliopsida; Solanales; Solanaceae. Gene Ontology annotation, biological process: ceramide biosynthetic process. Bases 183 to 1112 code for a protein of 309 amino acids. Gene Ontology annotation, cellular component: Golgi membrane; endoplasmic reticulum membrane; trans-Golgi network. Gene Ontology annotation, molecular function: inositol phosphoceramide synthase activity; sphingomyelin synthase activity; ceramide cholinephosphotransferase activity. The transcript is spliced from 12 exons.